GACAAAUCAUACCUUUGCUCUAACCUGUACCUGAUCCGAGUCCAGUUCCCCUGCUUCACCCCCUAUUCCAUGGCGACGCCGCCGCCGCUCCUCCGACUCCACCCUCACCGCAUCCUCCCUCGCCUCCGCCGCUUCACCUCUGGCCGCCUCCUUCUCCGCCUCCACCCCAAAUCCCUCUACGCCACUGCCUCCACCUCACAAGCCGCCCCAACCCCGCCUCCUCAACCUCCUCCCCACGGCCCCUCGCUCCGCCGCGGCCGCCCAACGAUAGGCCAUCCUCCCGAAGCGCCCCUCUCCUUCUCGCGCACAUUCGACCUCGCGGCCCUCCGCGUUCCCGCCGCCGCCUGCGCGUCCCUCGAGCGCCGCCUUCGCGGACACUUGCUCAACUGGCCCCGGGUCCGCAACAUCGCCCGUCUCCCCAACGACGACGGCGACGGCCUCAUAUCUCUCCCCACGUCUCCCCGAUCCUCCUCCGCCCUCCCGCCGACGGCGGUGGCGCGCCGCGAGAAGCUGGCCCGCGAGUUCAAUGCCCGCGGCUUCGUGGAGUUCCCCAUCCUCGCCAAGAUGUCACGGCCCGCCGGGCGGACGCGAAGGGAGACAAAGGGGAGAGCAGCCGGCGGCAAGGAGACCAAGUACGAGAAAGACAAGGUCUAUGUCGUGGAGGUGCUGGAGCAGGGAGGGGAGGACGACGAAGACGAAUGGAAGGGGUUAGUCGGGGGGGAAGGGUUCGGGAAGGGCGCGUGGCGAGGGGAGCCCACCCGGCUGUUGCUGCUGGAUGAGGGUCACGCCAAGAGGAGAGUUGAUGAGCUCCCCGAGGCCGUCAAGGUUGUGUUAGAACACGAAGCCAACCAGGGUGGACCUUUUGCCUAUGAGCUUGUGCAAUGUCAGCUAACCCUGUUCUAUGAUUACUGGCCAAUGAAUGAGGUCUUGGAGGCAUUACUUCCUGAAGGGAUAAUCAUUCCUGCAGGCUUUGAGACAGUAGGACAUAUUGCCCACUUGAACUUGAGGGAUGAACACUUACCUUAUAAGACACUUAUAGCUCAUGUAAUUUUUGAGUACAUAAUGGUCGUUCUAGACAAAAACAAGCCAAAGAUCCAAACUGUUGUCAAUAAGAUUGAUGCUAUUCAAAAUGAUUACAGAACUAUGCAACUUGAAAUCUUAGCUGGCCACGAUUCCCUUGUUACAACAGUUAUUGAGAGUGGCCUUCGUUUUCAAGUUGAUCUUGCAACAGUCUAUUGGAAUUCUAGAUUAUCAACAGAAAGGCAGAGGCUUGUCAACAAUAUCUUUCAAAAUUCUGAUGUUGUAUGUGAUGUAUUCUCUGGUGUUGGGCCAAUAGCAAUUUCAGCUGCAAAAAAAGUCAAAUAUGUUUAUGCAAAUGACCUAAACCCAGCUGCAGUUGAGUACCUUGAGCAAAACAUUGUUCUUAACAAACUUGAGAGAAAAAUUGAGGUAUUUAACAUGGAUGCCAGAAGGUUUGUUAAUGCGAUGUACUCAAGCCAACAUGUGCAUCCAGUCACACAAGUAGUAAUGAAUUUGCCCAAGGACGCUGCAGAAUUUUUAGGAUUUCAACAUGCAUGACAUCUGAAUCUUACACUUCCCUUAUUCCCGCGUUUUAAGAAUCCUGUAAACUAAAGGUGCAAAUUUGGAACUCGCUGGAUCUUAUUUUUUUCCUGGGCUGUCUAUUAUCAUGUUAAUGCUACUAGCACCGUACCAUUUCUUUUUGUAAAGGGAUGUAAUAACUAGAUGUACCUUCAUCCGAUUUACACUGAAUAUGUUUGACGAGCCUAUUCCAAAUUAGUUCUCAUGGGACAACGCAUUCCAAGUCCAUAUAUCCAUAUAAAGCAGGGACAGCAGACAAAUCCUUGUUUUAGAACACUGGCGAUAUGGCUUUUGAAGUCGAAGAAAGAAGAGGCAUUGUUGGAAAUACUCUCACAAGGAAAUAGUUACCUGCCUCUUAUUAUUAUUUUUGCAGGCCAAUGUGUUUCCAAAAACAUGUACUUUGUUCAUUCUAAUCAAUAUAUGUUCUUGAAAAAUUGGAUCAAAAUGU
Molecule: messenger RNA, 2047 nt
Organism: Triticum aestivum (bread wheat)
Lineage: Eukaryota; Viridiplantae; Streptophyta; Magnoliopsida; Poales; Poaceae
Product: tRNA (guanine(37)-N1)-methyltransferase 1
Exons: 8
Coding region: 70-1578 (502 amino acids)
Biological process (GO): tRNA N1-guanine methylation
Cellular component (GO): cytoplasm
Molecular function (GO): tRNA (guanine(37)-N1)-methyltransferase activity
Source: RefSeq, a predicted model, not a curated record